This is a messenger RNA of Solanum dulcamara, 863 nucleotides long. RefSeq names its product protein C2-DOMAIN ABA-RELATED 2-like. Bases 214 to 717 code for a protein of 167 amino acids. The transcript has 3 exons. NCBI's taxonomy places the organism in Eukaryota, Viridiplantae, Streptophyta, Magnoliopsida, Solanales, Solanaceae. The record is from RefSeq and is a predicted model, not a curated record.
CAGCAUAUUUUAGAAAAGAAGCAUUCUAGAUGUUUCUUAACAUCAUAAUUCAUAGUGCGUUUCCUUUCUCGAGCACACUUCCAUUUUUGAGAAGCUACAAUUCUGUGGACUCACCUUCCUGCCCAUUCCCCACACCCAAUAAGGCUUUCAACUAUAUAUAGCUACCCGCUUUUACAGUAACCACUACAAUUUUGUGUAAAAUUGAAGUUUUCAAUGGAGAAUCAGUUGGGUCUUCUGAGAAUCCGUAUCAUUAGAGGCAUCAAUUUGGCCAUUAGAGACUUGAGAAGCAGCGAUCCCUAUGUUGUUGUUAGAAUGGGCAAACAGAAAUUGAAGACUAGAGUGGUGAAAAAGAACGUCAAUCCUGAAUGGAAUGAAAACUUAACGCUAUGUAUUGCUCAACCUAUUCUCCCAAUCAAGCUGCAAGUUUAUGACAAGGAUACAUUUUCUCGUGAUGAUAAAAUGGGCGAUGCAGAAAUUGACAUUAUACCAUUUAUAGAUGCAGUAAGGACGACGACAUGCUUUAAGAACAUCCCCAAUGGAGUUAUAAUUUCCAGAAUAAUGCCUAACCGGCAGAAUUGCUAUUCUGAAGAAAGCUGUAUUGUGUAUGAAAAUGGCAAGGUUGUCCAAAACGCGUUUCUUAGGUUGAGGAAUGUUGAGUGUGGUGAAAUAGAACUCCAGUUGCAAUGGAUACACAUUCCUGGUUCCAAGAUUCUAUAGCUAAUUCUAUUCCAGCUACUGUGUCCAUUAUGUACAUUAUGCUUGCUGUUUUUUCUUUUUGAAUUUUUAAUGGCCGGCCUUGUAAAGAAAACUAGAUUUUGUAUUUAUCUAUAUGAAUAUAUAUUGAUGUUCAAUUAAAUGAAGUU